This is a messenger RNA of Hibiscus syriacus, 1520 nucleotides long. RefSeq names its product 60S ribosomal protein L4-like. NCBI's taxonomy places the organism in Eukaryota, Viridiplantae, Streptophyta, Magnoliopsida, Malvales, Malvaceae. Gene Ontology annotation, biological process: translation. The transcript has 2 exons. Gene Ontology annotation, cellular component: ribosome; cytosolic large ribosomal subunit. The record is from RefSeq and is a predicted model, not a curated record. The coding region runs from base 75 to 1295 and encodes 406 amino acids. Gene Ontology annotation, molecular function: structural constituent of ribosome; RNA binding.
AUACAUCUCAAAAACCUAGCGCUCUUUUUUUUAUUUAUCUGCUUCGCUCUCCCUCGCAACCCACACCCUAAGCAAUGGCCACCGCCGCCGCGCGCCCCCUUGUUUCCGUCCAGACCAUAGAGUCCGACAUGGCUACUGAUGCCACCCCAACUGUUCCUCUUGCUGAUGUCAUGAAAGCCUCUAUCCGACCCGACAUCGUCACCUUCGUCCACGACAACAUCUCCAAAAACAGCCGCCAACCCUAUGCCGUCUCCAAACGCGCCGGUCACCAGACUUCAGCUGAAUCCUGGGGUACUGGUCGUGCUGUCUCGCGGAUUCCCCGUGUUCCUGGCGGUGGUACUCACCGUGCAGGGCAAGGUGCUUUCGGAAACAUGUGUCGCGGUGGACGCAUGUUUGCUCCCACCAAGAUCUGGCGCCGUUGGCACCGGAAAAUCAAUGUUAACCAGAAGCGUUAUGCCGUUGCCUCCGCUAUCGCCGCCACCGCUGUUCCCUCCCUCGUCAUGGCACGUGGCCACCGCAUCGAGGCUGUCCCGGAGAUGCCGCUUGUCAUUUCUGAUGCUGUGGAGAGCGUGGAGAAAACCUCGGGUGCAAUUAAGGUUUUGAAACAGGUCGGAGCAUAUCCCGAUGUUGAAAAAGCUAAGGACAGCCAGGGGAUCCGACCCGGAAAAGGAAAAAUGAGGAACCGGAGGUACAUUUCCCGUAAAGGUCCAUUGAUUGUGUACGGAACUGAGGGAGCUAAGCUCGUCAAAGCCUUCCGUAACAUUCCCGGAGUCGAAGUUGCUAACGUUGAGAGGCUUAAUCUGUUGAAACUGGCACCUGGUGGGCACCUUGGUAGGUUCGUCAUUUGGACCAAAUCGGCUUAUGAGAAGCUCGACUCGAUUUAUGGUACUUUCGAUAAGCCUUCCGAGAAGAAGAAAGGGUACGUGCUACCUCGAUCUAAGAUGGUCAAUGCUGAUCUGGGUAGGAUCAUCAACUCUGAUGAGGUUCAGUCAGUUGUGAAGCCAAUUAAGAAGGAUAUCAAGAGGGCACCUAUGAAGAAGAACCCACUUAAGAACUUGAAUGCUAUGCUGAAGUUGAACCCGUAUGCCAAGACUGCAAAGAGGAUGUCUCUUUUAGCUGAGGCACAACGUGUUAAGGCUAAAAAGGAGAAGCUUGACAAGAAGAGGAAACCCAUCACUAAGGAGGAGGCAACAGCAAUUAAGGCAGCAGGCAAAGCAUGGUAUCAGACAAUGAUCUCAGACAGCGAUUACACCGAGUUUGAGAACUUCUCUAAGUGGCUGGGUGUGUCUCAGUAAUUUUAGUUUUUUUGCUCGAGUAAUAUGACUAUAUGAGAGAACUUGAAAUGUUUGUUUUAAACUUUUGUUUUAAUGUUAUGUCAUUUUGCUGUUUUGAGUAUGUGUUGGUGGAAGGGAAAUUGGUGGAAUAUCAUGCUCCUAUACUCUGUAUUGCCCUCCCUCCCUGUUUACGCAUUCUAUGGCUAAUGGAAUAGUAUCUAUAAUAUGGGAACAUUAAUUUAUUUA